This is a messenger RNA of Brassica napus (rape), 3311 nucleotides long. RefSeq lists its product as uncharacterized. The transcript has 2 exons. The record is from RefSeq and is a predicted model, not a curated record. NCBI's taxonomy places the organism in Eukaryota, Viridiplantae, Streptophyta, Magnoliopsida, Brassicales, Brassicaceae. Bases 2067 to 2915 code for a protein of 282 amino acids.
AACCAAAUAUUAGAGCAUGUUUAUUGUAUGUUUAUUAAGUUAAAUUUUUUAGUGUAAUAUAAGAUACAGUUUCUUAGUUUUUAAUUAAAUAAAAGAUAUAAGAAACGUCUUUUAGUUUUUUUAGUUAAAAGCUAAGAAACCGUAUCUUAUAUUACGCUAAGAGAUAUGCAAUAAACAUGCUCUUAGUUUUGAAUUUUCUUUGAUAUUUGUUGAGAUUUUUCACAAGUUACAACAAAAAUAAUUUCAUAAAAUUUACACUCUGAUUGGUUAUACCAUUUUGAUUUUGGUUGAUUAGAACCUUUUUAUGUAAUUAAGAGGAUUCUAUUUACAAUGGUUAAACCAAAACUAAUUAUAUAUGAUUUGAAUAACCAGUCACUCAUUACCAACCGGUUUAAUAAGUAUAUGUGGGAAUGGGCCUGCUGUACUCAGAAUUGUCGGACUUGAUCCAUGUAAUAUUUACCCUUUUGGGCUUUUAACGAAAAGAGACGACAAGAGAGAGUAUAUGUGGGGAACAUUUGAGAGUAUCGGCUGAUUGCAGAACCGAACCGGUCGGUCUGGUCCGUAUUUGGAACAGAGAACUUAAAUGGCCUAAUGUCAAGGUAUAUUUUACAUGGCUGAAACGGAAACACGUAUUUACGUGACAACUACAAUACCCACGCGCCACAUUGUUGAAAAUUGAAAACCUUAAUUUUUGCCCAAAAAAAAAAAAUUUCUAUCCAAUUUCUUUUCACUACUGUCCCACAAACACAUCAAUUCUAACUAAUGUAUCAGUUAUACAAAUCCUUCAAUUCUAGUGAAGUUCUAUAUAUCAAUUGAAUAAACCAUGUUCAGUUUUAGUGGAAUAAGAAGAGGAAAAUAUUUCUCAGCAGAAGCCUAGCUUCACAGCCACUGAGAUGUAUCUCCUUCGGUAUGCGUUUCAAGCUUUGGUGCAUAAUAUAUGGAGAGAACGUAAUGCUCGAAGGCAUGGUGAGCAACCGCGAGAAGACAAAGUCUUGAUCAGAUGUGUGGAUAAAUUGAUAAGACUGAAGUUGUUAGCAGUUAAGGGGAGGGGUCAAAGAUAUCUUGAAGAGGGUCUAAGCACUUGGUUUGGAACAAGAAUGCAAGGCUCUUUUUAGUUUUUAAAAUGUUAGUGAAGAUUUACUCAAAAUAGUUUUAUCUGUUUAUUUGCAAAAUUGAAAAACAGAGGCACUUGAUGUAAUAGAAGUUUUGAUUGAAUAAAUUUUACAUUCAUUCAAAAAAAAAAAAAAGAGGAGGAAAAUAUUAAGAGGGCCAUGAUGAUGAUCUUAUAAUAUAAAUGAAUUUUAUAAAUGACCCCCAAAAUUAUAAAUAAUAUUGUAACUAUAUACAUAAAGCAUAGUAAUUUCUUUUGUCACUCAAACUUUCAAUAUUAUUGACAACUUAUUCUAUUAUUUUAUUUCAUUUUAUUUUGUUAGUGACCUCAUCUUAUAUUUCUUUUCAAAAGAAUUAUUUUAGCUGUAUCAGUUUAACUUUUAAAAUAAAACUUUUUAAAAAUUAUAUAAAUAUUUUUGUAAUAGUAUUUAAUUUAAAUAUAUUAAUUUAUUUGCCCCCACUAAAAUUACUUCCUAGAUCCACCACUAAGUGAAGUCCUAUAUAUCAAUUAAAUAAACCAUGUUUAGUUUUUAGUGGAAUAGUAAGAUGAGGGAAAUAUUAAGAGGGCCAUGAUCUUAUAAUAUAAAUGAAAUUUUAUAAAUGACCCCCAAAAUUAUAAAUAAUGUUGUAACUAUUUAAGAGUAGAGGAAAUUUAUGGGAAGAAAAAAUGAUGGCAUUUAUAGGAAAAUCAAAUGAAUAUAGAUUUGGUGCAUGAAAAUGUCUCUUAAUAAACCAAAUGAGAACAUGCAUAGGAAAAUCAAAUGAAAAAGAUUUGGUGCAUGAAGGUAUAUCUCUUAAUAAAGAAAAUAAGGCAUGACAAAAAAAUAAAUUCACCAUUUCACUGGAUUUCUUUUCUAAACUCCACCUAUAUUUUCAUCUCUUACCACCUAUAUAUCCACAUGCUCUCAAAAGCAAAGAUAAACAUUUAAAAAUUUCAUCUCUGCUUAUUGAAAAAAAUGUUCAUGGAUUCCUCAUCUUCUUCAUCAUCACUACCCAUCACGAGAGAAGAGUUCAAUGCUUUCCACAGUUUUGACAGAGCGCUUUUCACUCGUAUUGUCGUAAGUCUAAAAGAAGACAUUACCCAGUCUUUUCAGGUCAUGUCCUUUCUAAUCUAUCUCGAUAGAAGUGUUUGCGGGAGCAAACUAAUCAGCAAUCUUGUUUCUUUACCUGACCAUUCCAUCAACACCGUCGUUGACGAGGUCCAGAUAUGUCGACGUUGCUUGUCCUACACACAUUUCCCAACGUUCCUGGCCAGCAUGGGGAGCAUCAACGCCGCAUCCAUACCUUGGAUCAGGCGUAUGACCGGAGAGAAGUUGACUCUCGCAGUCAUCCACCUGAAUCGCAACGAAAUUAUCCUUGAGAUGACAGAUAUUUUAAACACUAUAUGCUACCCAGCUUUCGAGGAUAUAUGCGUUCUCUUUGAGACGCACAAGGAGAGGAAGUUUAUUCAGUUCUUGUGUGGUCAACAAGGAACAAGUAAUCGUGUAGCAGCAGGAACAAGCAACGUUGAGGGUCAGCACGUAAGGGCAGAUGACAGGACUAUCUUCCUCAAAUUUUCUAAAGGAUACCCGAUCUCUGAAGCAGAAGUGCAUGAUUACUUCACCAGGAGAUUUGGAGAUAUUGUAGAAGCAAUACACAUGGGUGGAGGGAAAAGGAAGGACCAAGCGAUGUAUGCAUGCAUGGUGUUACGUUCUGCCGCCAAGAUUCCAGAGAUUGUAAGCGAUGGGCUUGACAGGACCAAAUUCACCAUUAAUGGAAAAUAUUUCUGGGCUCGAAGAUUCAUUCCCAAUCGCAAAAUCCGUUAAAUAAUCUUCUUAUUUGAUCUUGAGGAGUUCCAAGGGCAUAUGCAUGUGCCCUCCUCUUAAAUAAACUUGGGACCUAUUUUAUUUUGGAUGGGGGACUUUUAUUUGGUUGGUGAUUGAUAUUUAUCUCAAAACUAUUUAGCAUCGACUCAAAUUUGUUUGUUUACAUCUUUCAAUUUCUAUACUUUUCCCUCUUUAAGCAAUAUAAUCUCCCUUGUCCCCAAUGGCUAUGCUAAUCUCUGCAUCUGCAUGCUGGCCACUCUUGGACCCAAAUGAAUGUUUUGGGAAAUCCUUAUGAAAGGAAAAGACUUUCAGCUGUGAUAAAAUUAACUUACAAAUCUCUCUGUAAACAACACACUAAGCAAAAGCAAACACUCACCUUACACGUUUUCUAUCCUC